GUAAAUGUUCAUUUUGUUUUCUUUCUUUUUCAUUUUGUUUAUCAUAAUAUAUCGAACUUACCAUAGCUGAUUUCUGCUUGGCUAAACAAAAAUAAACAUGCGCGUGCGGUACACACAUUUGAUUUCAGCGCGGGCCGAUGUUUUCGUCGGGAUUUUUGGCGGCUGUCUGGGGUUCUUCAUGCAUGAGAAGGAGCGCCCGGCGCGCCAGCAGCGUCCGCUUUUGGAUCUGGUCAGGCGGAGACUUGCAGAGAGCUAAAUAUUAAUUUUAUCUUUCGUCGCGGCAGAAAAAUAUAUCCGAGGCUCGAGACAAACGGGACAACAAUCGACGGCGGCUUAGAGUGUGAUAGAUCAAAAAUUAUAGUUUUAUUUUUCGCCAAGCGUUCUAUUGUUUAUUUUAUUUUAUUUAUUUUGGCUCUUGCUUUUGCUCUUGCUUUUGCCUUUGCUUUUGGCUCGGCGAGACCAUCAGCACCAGCGCAAAGAGGGAAAUGAAAAACAAAGCGUUCGAGCUUAUAGGCGAAAGAGCGAAAGAAUCGCGUACAUUUAAAAGGCCACUAUGCUUUUCUCCUUGCUCCUUUCAUCCUUUUCCGCUCUGUUCUGUUCUUUGCUCAUCACAUUUUUUUGUAUCUCUUUUUCCAAUAGGCAUGUUUCAGCUACCUACACCUCCGCCCCCGUACUCUGCCGCAGCCAGGGCCAGCAUGGGGCGCCAGACCCAGCAACAAGACAGCGCGGCCAGACUAGCUGCGCUUUCUGCUCGGCUCGCUCAAUACACCAAUGCUAACAGCACCUCCACCACCGCUGCCACUGCCACUUCCACUGCCACCGCCACCACUACUGCCGCGAGUGCUGUAAGCCAUGGUGCUGGGCAGCAAGAACAGUCGCCCAACACUUUUCUCUUCCGGUUGGCGGUCAUGCUGUUCAUCACAUACUUUGUAAAGUCUGUGCUGACCCUGUUUGAGUAUGUGCUGAACCUGGCUCUUUAUUCUAUGGUGCUUGGCGCUGUCGUGUCGUUUGUAAGGCCUGGGCCCAAAGAUGGACCGAUGCUUACGAUGCUGGGAUACUUGGAGGCCACAGUCAACCCUGCGUAUGUGUUGGUAGUUGAAAAUGCCACGCGCAUUUUGGGUGGUCCCAUCUUGGCUGUGCUUAACUUCAUAAAAUUCAACACCAGUGCUGGCGCCGGAGCUGCAAACGGUGGUGGUCCAGCCCUCAUGUGCUGAAAGCCGAUGGAUGCGUGCAUUUCACUCGUUUUGCCGCAGGACUGAUUUUUUCUUUUCAAAGUGGGCCUUGGCGCAUGACGAGCAAAGUCAAACUUUUCUGCCAGUGACCUACCGCUUCCCUUCCUUUUUUGCAUUGAGUGCCAGACCCGUGUCUGUCUCUGGUUUUUUUGGAGAUCCUCCUCCUUCCUCAUCAGCAUUUUCUCUCACCACUUUUCUCUCACCACUUUUCUUUAUCCA
Messenger RNA from Kickxella alabastrina, 1451 nucleotides. RefSeq lists its product as uncharacterized. Lineage: Eukaryota; Fungi; Kickxellomycota; Kickxellomycetes; Kickxellales; Kickxellaceae. The record is from RefSeq and is a predicted model, not a curated record. Bases 486 to 1214 code for a protein of 242 amino acids. The transcript has a single exon.